GGAGGAGGUGGAGGAGGAGGAGGAGGAGGAGGAGGAGGAGGAGGUGGAGGAGGAGGGGAGAGGAGCGCGGCUCCCUCCGCCCCCAGUCGGGGACAGUCCGCUAGCGGCAGCGCAGAGCUGGGGCGGCGGUGCCGGGGACACCCGCUGCGCACCUCCCCGCUCCGCUCCGCACCGCUCCGCUCCGCUCCGCACCGCACCGCUCCGCACCGCUCCGAGCAGGGCAGCGCAGCGCAGCGCAGCGCGGCGGCACCGAGCCGGGCUCGCUCCGGGCAGCAUGGUCCCCGCGGCGGGACCGGCCGGGCGGCGGGGGGCGGCGGGCCGCAUCCUCACCCUGCUGGCGGCCGCAGCCAUCCUCCGCCUCCGAGCCGCAGGUGAAAUGGAAAUUCCAGAUUCAAAUGACCCCUUAGGUCAUGUGGAUGGACUUGAGAGACCAAUUCCAACACCUAAAGGUUACUUUCUGACCUUUUUGGAACCAGUAAACAAUAUCACUGUAGUCCAGGGGCAAACAGCAAUCCUCCACUGCAAGGUAGCAGGAAAUCCAUCUCCAAAUGUCAGAUGGCUAAAAAAUGAUGCUCCUGUGGUGCAGGAGCCAAGACGUAUCAUCAUAAGAAAAACAGAUUAUGGUUCACGUCUGAGAAUCCAGGAUCUCGAUACCACGGAUACAGGAUACUACCAGUGUGUGGCUUCCAAUGGGAUGAAGACGAUAACUGCAACAGGAGUGUUGUUUGUAAGGCUUGGUCCAACAAACAGCCCAAAUCACAAUCUUCAAGAAGAUUACCAUGAAGAUGGUUUCUGUCAGCCAUACAGAGGCAUUGCAUGUGCACGAAUCAUUGGAAACAGGACCAUAUAUGUGGACUCCCUCCAGAUGCAAGGGGAAAUUGAAAACCGAAUUACUGCUGCAUUUACCAUGAUUGGCACUUCCACACAUUUGUCUGAUCAGUGCUCACAGUUCGCUAUACCAUCGUUCUGCCACUUUGUGUUUCCUCUGUGUGAUGAGCGCUCUCGGACCCCAAAGCCACGGGAACUGUGCAGGGAUGAAUGUGAAGUUCUGGAGAAUGAUCUCUGUAGACAGGAGUACAACAUUGCGAGGUCAAACCCCCUCAUACUGAUGCAGCUGCAGUUGCCUAAGUGUGAGGAUCUCCCACGACCUGACACACUGGAAGCUGCCAACUGUAUACGGAUUGGGAUCCCUGUGGAGAGACUCAGCAGAUAUCAUCAGUGCUACAAUGGUUCUGGAGCAGAUUACAGAGGGACAGUCAGCGUUACCAAAUCUGGCCACACUUGUCAACUCUGGGACUCCCAGAGUCCCCACAACCAUGACCUGACAAGUGCACAGUUUCCAGAGCUAGGUGGAGGACAUGCGUAUUGCCGUAACCCUGGAGGUCAGAUGGAUGGGCCUUGGUGUUUUACAAAGAAUAAAAACGUACGCAUGGAACUGUGUGACAUACCUUCUUGUAGUCCACGUGACAACAGCAAAAUGGGAAUCCUCUACAUCCUGGUUCCCAGCAUAGCAAUCCCUUUGGUUAUUGCCUGCCUUUUCUUCCUGGUCUGUAUGUGCAGAAACAAGCAGAAGGCAUCUGCUGCUACACCACAGCGCCGCCAGCUGAUGGCAUCUCCUAGCCAGGACAUGGAAAUGCCACUCAUUAAUCAGCACAAGCAGGCUAAACUUAAAGAAAUUAAUCUGUCUACUGUACGGUUUAUGGAAGAACUAGGAGAGGAGAGAUUUGGAAAAGUCUACAAGGGGCAUCUUUUUGGUACUGCACCAGGUGAACAAACGCAAGCUGUUGCUAUCAAGACACUUAAGGACAAAGCAGAACUGGCUCUUCGGGAAGAAUUCAAACAUGAGGCAAUGAUGAGAUCACGAUUACAGCACCCAAACAUUGUUUGUUUGCUGGGAAUUGUGACAAAGGAACAACCCAUAAGCAUGAUUUUCAGUUAUUGCUCCCACAGUGACCUCCAUGAGUUCUUGGUGAUGAGAUCUCCCCAUUCAGAUGUUGGCAGCACUGAUGAUGACAAGACAGUCAAAUCCACUCUGGAACCAGCAGACUUCUUCCACAUCGUGACUCAGAUAGCUGCAGGAAUGGAGUAUCUUUCAAACCACCAUGUUGUUCAUAAGGACUUAGCCACUAGAAAUAUAUUGGUGUUUGAUAAACUGAAUGUGAAAAUAUCUGAUUUAGGCCUUUUCAGGGAAGUUUAUGCUGCUGAUUACUACAAACUGAUGGGAAAUUCCCUUCUUCCUAUCCGUUGGAUGUCCCCUGAGGCUAUUAUGUAUGGCAAGUUUUCUAUUGAUUCAGAUAUAUGGUCAUAUGGAGUUGUGUUGUGGGAAGUUUUCAGCUAUGGCCUGCAGCCUUACUGUGGUUAUUCUAACCAGGAUGUCAUUGAGAUGAUCAGGAACCGACAGGUUUUGCCAUGUCCUGACGACUGCCCAACAUGGAUAUACACUUUGAUGUUGGAGUGUUGGAAUGAAUUUCCCAACAGAAGACCAAGAUUUAAAGAUAUACACAACAGACUUAGAACAUGGGGAAACCUUUCAAAUUACAACAGCUCAGCACAAACCUCUGGGGCAAGCAACACCACACAAACAAGUUCUCUCAGCACAAGCCCUGUCAGUAACGUCAGCAAUGCUAGGUACAUUGGACCAAAGCAGAAAACUCCAGCUUUCCCUCAACCGCAGUUCAUACAAAUGAAAGGGCAGAUGAGACCGAUGGUCCCACCUCCUCAGCUCUACAUUCCAGUCAAUGGUUACCAGCCAAUGCCCGCCUAUGGUGCUUAUUUGCCAAAUUUUUACCCUGUCCAAAUUCCAAUGCAAAUGGCUCCUCAGCAAAUGCCCCCACAGAUCAUUCCCAAACCAGGCUCCCACCACAGUGGGAGUGGAUCCACCAGCACAGGCUAUGUAACAACAGCUCCUUCCAAUGCAUCGGUGGCCGACAGGGCUGCUCUGCUCUCAGAGGGCACAGAUGACACGCACAACGGAGCAGAAGACAUUGCUCAGAAUCCUGUCCAAGAGGAGGAGGAAGAGGAGGGGUCUGUGCCAGAAACAGAAUUGCUGGGUGAUAAUGACACACUUCAGAUGGACGAAGCAGAAAUUCAGUCUGAAGCCUAAGAAAUGUGGCCUCAUUACUAAGGAUUUCACAUCACUUCUGUGAUUGGAGACUGUAGAUCUUUAGGCUAAAGAUCAAUGAAUUUGAUUUGACUAAAAGAAGCACAACCAAAAAUCUACACCCAUGUAAAUUACAGCAAUAAUGAUAUAAUGGGUUUAUUGACCAUUGUCACCAUCAGCAUUUUGCAAAUAUGAUGGUAUGGAAUUGCUGGGUUUAAUCUUUUUUACAGUCCUACAGUUCUUGAGGGAAGCUGCUUUUCAGUAAUGUACUGUUGCUGUGCAACAUAUUGCUGAGUAGCAUUGCACAUCAUGUAUAUCAUGAUAUGUGAGUGUAAUGUUAGUGAAUUAUGCUUAAACCAAUAACACAAAAAGGAAUCCAACUACAGUUGCCCUCAGCAUAUAGAAGUGCCCUGGUUGUGAUGAACAGCUUAGUUUAUAGUAUUUAUCUCUUUGAUAUAAUGGACACAAGAUUGUUGUUUGCUUUUUGAGUCUGAAAAACUAACAAGUUGAGAAUACUGAUCCAUGGUUGUAUUAUAAGGAAAGUAGAGAAACCGAACGUAAAAUUGGCUGUGCUGAGUGAGACCAUGGGUCUGUCUAGCCCAUAUACGUGUCUCCAUAGACAGUCAAUAGUGCUUGCCCAGGGAAGAGUACAAGGGCAAUUUCCCUUGAACCAUUUCCCCAGGGUAUUUCUCCAGGCUCCAGCAACUUGUGGCGUAGGGACUUCCCAAGUCAGAGGUGGAAUUUUUUUUUUUUGUUGUUGUUUCAUUACCUUCAAUGGAAUUUUCUUCCAUGAAUUUAUCCAAAAUGAUUGGGAACCCACAAAAACUUAUAGCAUCCACAACAACCUGUGGAAUAACAUGAGAGAAGAGAGGAUGUCUUUCUUUCAUCAUUCCCAAUAAAUGACUGUGACAGAAGCUUCCAAAUGACAUCGUCUGACUGCAUUUGUGGAUGAAAGUAUUUCUUCUCUGCUGUGUAUUUUCAGCAGCAAGCAGCCUUAAUACACUGUUAAUCAAAAAUGGGGAUAUUGUAGGUAUGCACUAACUUAACAAUCCAACUUUAAUUGCAUAUUGGUUGUCAAGUAAAAAAGGCUCCACAUACAUGUUCCUACAUUGUAAAAAUGUUGGGGUUUGUGCGGGGUUAUAAACUCACUUGAUUUACUGCAAUUACUGCUGGAUUGCAUGUGAAACCAUGUGUUUUUUUUUCCUGCCUCUUUAGUGAAAAUGGUUCUUUGAACUUUAGAAGACCAAAAUAAGCAAUAUUGUACAGAGUGCUGGUUUUGUCUUCUAUUUGCAGGAUGAAUCAUGUACAGACCUUAAAAUGUAAUUUAUGUUUUACUACAUUUUAUAUGCUUUUUUCUUUGAAAUAUUUGGAUUUUUUGAACAAAUGACUUUAUAACUUAAUCAUUUACAAUAUUCACAUGUGGUACAGUUUUAUUGUAUUGCUGUUUCCUUUUGUUAAACAUGCAGACAGGUCCAUACAUUUCACGACUCUUUCUGUAAUACAAGAAAUACACAUUCUCGUUGUAGUAUUGUAGCCAACACACACUAUAGCUAUAAGUUGUACGUCCAGAACAUGGAGUAUUCAAUAAAGUAAUGCAAAAAGUAUGAUUAAGUAUGUUAUCUUUAUAGUUCCUACAGCUGUUUUUUUGUUGUGGUACACGUCAAAGUAGAAAUGGCCACAGUCCCUUAGGUUACAGAUAUCAUGCCUAAACUAUUGAUUGUUUUGUUGUGCGUGUUUUUUUGUUUUGUUUUUUUUUAAUUACAUGGGGAUACAUUUUAAGUCAUGUAUCAUUGUGAU
Messenger RNA from Anas platyrhynchos (mallard), 4897 nucleotides. It is a transcript of the gene ROR2, whose product is annotated as receptor tyrosine kinase like orphan receptor 2. The record is from RefSeq and is a predicted model, not a curated record. Gene Ontology annotation, molecular function: transmembrane receptor protein tyrosine kinase activity; ATP binding; Wnt-protein binding. Gene Ontology annotation, biological process: multicellular organism development; protein phosphorylation; cell surface receptor protein tyrosine kinase signaling pathway. Lineage: Eukaryota; Metazoa; Chordata; Aves; Anseriformes; Anatidae. Gene Ontology annotation, cellular component: plasma membrane; signaling receptor complex.